This is a messenger RNA of Aricia agestis (brown argus), 714 nucleotides long. It is a transcript of the gene mRpL13, whose product is annotated as 39S ribosomal protein L13, mitochondrial. Gene Ontology annotation, molecular function: structural constituent of ribosome; mRNA binding. The coding region runs from base 125 to 661 and encodes 178 amino acids. NCBI's taxonomy places the organism in Eukaryota, Metazoa, Arthropoda, Insecta, Lepidoptera, Lycaenidae. Gene Ontology annotation, cellular component: ribosome; mitochondrial large ribosomal subunit. The transcript has 3 exons. The record is from RefSeq and is a predicted model, not a curated record. Gene Ontology annotation, biological process: translation; negative regulation of translation.
UGACACUAUUUUAUAACCUCAAAAAUUGCUAAUACAAUAUUUGGUGCUAAUUACUGUUGAUUUUUAUGUUAAAUAUCAGUUAUUUAAUUAUUUUUCAAUAAUUUAACUCGAAAAAUUAAUUGCAAUGUCAGCGGCAAAACGCGUCCAGCAAUGGGCGACUUUUGCGCGUACCUGGCAUAUAUUUGACUGCAAAUGGCAAGAUCCGUAUCAAUCUGCCGAAGUGAUAAAGAAGUAUUUGAUGGGGAAGCACAAACCUAUUUACCACCCCAUGAAUGACUGUGGAGAUGUAGUGGUUUGUAUAAACAGUCGGGACAUCGCUCUAAGGGGUGACGACUGGCGUCAGCGCGCUUAUUUCCACCACACUGGGUACCCUGGUGGAGCAUCUUGGACAUUGGCUUGGGAGGUCCACAAUAAGGAUCCUACUAUGAUAAUCAAAAAGGCUGUAUACAGAGCACUAAAAGGUAACUUGCAAAGACGUCACUCGAUGGAAAGGCUUUUGAUCUAUCCAGGGGAAGAUAUUCCUCAAGAUAUAGUUGAAAAUGUCACUAACCAAAUAAGACAGCUUAGAGAAGUUCCGACGAGACUCGAUCACAUACCCAAAGAGGAAGUCGAGAAAUAUCCCAAAGUUAUGGAGUACCCGGAAGAUUAUGUUCUUAAAUAAAUUAUAUUGUUAUUAGUGUAGAUAAGUUUAGUUAAUAAAGUUAUAUGAACAGA